Cucumis sativus (cucumber) is the source of this 1301-nucleotide messenger RNA. Its product is annotated as ribosome biogenesis protein TSR3 homolog. The record is from RefSeq and is a predicted model, not a curated record. Gene Ontology annotation, molecular function: rRNA small subunit aminocarboxypropyltransferase activity. NCBI's taxonomy places the organism in Eukaryota, Viridiplantae, Streptophyta, Magnoliopsida, Cucurbitales, Cucurbitaceae. The coding region runs from base 282 to 1085 and encodes 267 amino acids. The transcript is spliced from 11 exons. Gene Ontology annotation, biological process: maturation of SSU-rRNA.
AAAACCAGAAGAGAUAAUGCAGAAAAAUAAGGACAAACAAUAAUAUCAAGUAAAGGGGAAGAAAAUAGUCAGGGAAACUUUCCUACUUUCUGAGAGCUCUUCUUCCUUUAGUAGCUUCUUAGGACUCUUCCUCUUAACACUACCCUUGAGAAGAUUGAAGGAAUUUCGGAAAGGGGCGCGGCGACGGAGCGUGUGGGCGACUGGGUGAUUGAAGGAAUUUCGGUCUAGAAGUAAAGGAGAACCCAACAUCACCGAAUCCCACUUCACUAAACUGCCUCAGAAUGAGCCAUAACAAGACUAGACGCUUCAAAAAUCAUCAUCCUCGUCGCGGACAAUCUACUCGGGGCCAUAAAUUUAUUGGAGAGGAUGAGUGUUUGCCGGUCGACCCAGCCAAUGAAGAGGAGCCAACGCGUCCAAAUAUUCACCUUGCCAUGUGGGAUUUUGGGCAGUGUGAUGCAAAAAGGUGUACAGGACGCAAGCUUGCACGAUUUGGCUUGUUAAAAGAUUUGCGUGUUAACAGUGGGUUUGGAGGCAUUGUCUUAAGUCCAGUGGGGGUGAAUUGUGUCUCCAAAGAAGAUCAUAGUCUUCUUAAACAAAAAGGAUUAGCAGUUGUGGAUUGCUCAUGGGCACGGUUGGGUGAUGUUCCAUUUGUGAAAUUGCGAUGUGCUGCUCCUCGCCUAUUACCUUGGCUAGUAGCAGCAAACCCAGUAAACUAUGGUCGACCAUGUGAGUUAUCUUGCGUGGAAGCAUUAGCCGCCGCUCUAAUCAUAUGUGGGGAAGGGGAAACAGCAGAUCUGUUGCUUGGUAAAUUCAAGUGGGGUCAUGCUUUUCUUUCCGUUAAUAGAGAACUUCUAAAACAAUACUCAGCAUGUGAGAAUAGUGCGGAUAUUAUUUCGGUCCAGAAUGCUUGGUUAUCACAACAACGACAAGUCCCCAAAGAACCGCAUAAUGUCGAAGGUGCAGAUAAGUCAUCCGUGAGCGAACAUGAUGAAGGUUCCGAUGAUUCGGAAGAUGGACUUCCGCCAUUGGAGAAGAAUCUAAAUCACUUGACCUUGCAGCAAGAAAGCGACGAAGAAAGCGAGUAAAAUUCAUACCAUAUACCAUAGAGGCAAAAGUUUAAUGUAGAGACCAUAACAGUUCCCUGUAGUAAAGGAUUCUUCUAUUUUGCUUUGCUUUUAACUUAAUAGAGAAAUAAGUCGAUGGUGUUUUGUAAUUUUGAUAUUAACAUUUGAUUUUUCUUUUUCAUGGGCUCCUUGUGGGUAUGUGUUUGUAGGUUUAAGUUUAUCAUCUUUUUGCCAACA